AUGUUGAAAACUGCUGUUCUUCUUCUAAUGACUUGUGCCGCAUUUGCUGCAGCCUUGAAUCAGCAUCGUACUGUUGACAUCAUCGAAAACGGAAUGUUCAUCAAGCAGACUGUUACUCAAUAUGAUGAUCUUCACGUCAUAGAAGUACCACAACAUGGUGAUCGUGCUCACAUCGUGGCUUAUCUGGAUUUUCGUUCGGGUCUUCAACUGAUCAAAGACAUGGAAAGUCAAAGAUGUCAGCUGUCCAACAUGGAAGCAGCAACAAGAAUUGCUCAUUCGAGAAUGGUUUCCGUGAAGUCAACUGACAAUGGUCUUUCGAUGCCCGAUCUUCCAGUCGAUGCAAGUGGUGUGGAAGAGAUUCGUGUUUUCAAACUAGAACGACAAGAUGCAAUUCAAAAUACAUCAUAUCUUCGAUUGGAACUUCAACAAGCAUGCGCUGGCUUAGCAAUUCAUUGGGCUGAUUCGGUGAAUGAGAAUGAUGUCGAUAGAAUGGUGCAAAAUGAUGAAUUAAUGUAUGACAAGCAAGAAAAGAUCAUACUUCAACCAACAAAUCCAGAGAGUAGACUCAGUCGACAAAAUUCUUGUAAUCCAAAUCCUCAAGCAAUGCCUCCGAAUCAGUUUAAUUGUCACGGCAAUUGCGUGAUUCAAAAGUGUAAAAUGACAGGAAGCUCAUGUUAUUACUUUAUUCACUGUCCGAUGAAUGGAAAUGUUGGACAGCAGUGCGUGCAACAUGUUCUUACAGCACCAGGUCAGUGUAAAUUAUGUUGCGAUGACCCAACAUCACCUUGUUCAUCACCUACAAAUGGUGGAUACUGGCAACGUUGUAGCUGUUUGAAUUGGUAG
This is a messenger RNA of Adineta ricciae, 843 nucleotides long. The record is from the annotation of a GenBank genome assembly. Lineage: Eukaryota; Metazoa; Rotifera; Eurotatoria; Adinetida; Adinetidae.